This is a messenger RNA of Condylostylus longicornis, 6067 nucleotides long. RefSeq lists its product as uncharacterized. NCBI's taxonomy places the organism in Eukaryota, Metazoa, Arthropoda, Insecta, Diptera, Dolichopodidae. Gene Ontology annotation, molecular function: calcium ion binding; calcium-dependent cysteine-type endopeptidase activity. The coding region runs from base 93 to 5858 and encodes 1921 amino acids. Gene Ontology annotation, cellular component: cytoplasm. The transcript has 9 exons. Gene Ontology annotation, biological process: proteolysis. The record is from RefSeq and is a predicted model, not a curated record.
UGCUAAAAAUCUGAUUGUACAUAGUUUGUUUUUUGUUUACUAACUUUAUACUAAACGAAAAAAAGUUAUUUUUUAUAAAUUAUUUUUUUUUAAUGGAUAUAGAAUCAAGUAAAUUUAAAUGUGGAGAGAUAUUUUUAUCUAAAACUUCAACUUAUAUUUUUGUUUGCUGGUAUUGUAAAACAAACUUUGAUAAUUUCUUGUCGUUCCGAAAUCAUAAUGAAAUAUUCCACAAUGAGCUUAGGAAAAUAAACAAGGAUAUUCUAAUAGAUGUAAAAGAUGAACAUUUAUUAGAAACCCUAGAAGAAGGUAAAAUAUAUGAACAUGUUGAAAUCGAAAAAUAUGAGGUUAGUUCCGGGAAAAGUUCAGAUAGUUUGGAAGCGCCGAUUUGGCCAAAAGAAGAAUAUAUCACGGAAAACUAUGAAGACGAGAAUGACAGCGCAAUUUGCGAAAAUUCUUCAAUUCAAAAAACGUGUAUAAAUUUUGUACAUGAUGAAAAGAUCCUUGUAAAAAAUUUAAAUUUUAUUUCUCGAAUCUCAAAAGGAUCAAAUCAUGUUGAUUUAGAAGUGGAGGAUAAUGGAGACGAAGUAUUAGUAGAUCUUGGUGAUCAGAAAGAUAAAAUAUUGUUAAUAGAACGGUUUGAUAAUGGUGAAAAACUUUAUGAAAAGGAACAUAUAAAAACGAAUCAUGAAGACAAAAUAUCGUAUGAUGUUAUUUGCAAACAGUUGUACAAAACUUCUCAACAUCACAAUAGACAAAAAUGUACGGCGACUGAAAGCAUGACUAAAAAUCAUAACAAUAAUAGUGAUUUACUGCAAUGUGAGGAUUAUUUUUUGUGUAAAGAAUGUCCACGAUAUUUUGAUAAACUAGAAAAAUUAGCAUUCCAUAAACGUUCCCAUAAAGCGACCUGCCAAAUCUGUGAUAAAAAAUAUAUUAGUUUAGAGCGUCAUAUGAAAUCCGAACAUCCUGAAAGAAACUUUACCAACAUAAAGACUGAAAGAAAAAAUAGUAGUGAAAGCCUCCAAUGUGGAUUUUGUAACAAAAAAUUCAAACUCUUAGUUCAUUUACAUAAACAUGAACUAAAUCAUCAAAAUCUCAGGUGUUGUUAUUGUAUGAAAAGUUUUAAUGCUCCUAUACUAUUAAAAAAUCAUAUUCGAACACACACAGGAGAAAAGCCCUUUCAAUGUUCGGAAUGCCCAGCGGCGUUUGCAUUAAAAAGGAAUUUAACUACCCAUUUUAUUUAUAAACAUACUGAUGAUAAACCUUUCGAGUGCAGACAUGAAAGUGGUUGCGGAAAAACUUUCAAAACUGAACAAUUACGAAAUAACCACGAAAAACGACAUAGUCAGAAGGUAGAGUUUCAAUGUGAAAUAUGUGGGAUGGAUUUCAACGUUAAGGCUAAACUAAGAAUGCAUCACAAAAAGAAACACAUGGAUUACAGUCAACGGCCACAUCCUUGCAACUUUUGCGAUAAGAAAUUUGUUGAAAAGGAUCAAUUAAGAGAACAUGAACGCACUCAUACAGGAGAAAAGCCCCUUAAGUGCAAUUUAUGUUCAAGCAGUUUUGCAAAAAAAAGUUCUCUUCGAGAACAUAAAAAGUUACAUUCGGGUGAAAAAAAACAUGUUUGCAAGCUUUGUGGGAAAGCAUUUGCUCAAUUAGCUGGAUACUCAAACCAUAUGAAAAAUCAUCCCUGUAAAAUCAAAUUACAACAGAUUACGACAACUUCUUCAGUGGAUUUCAAAACUGUAACUUCAAAUACUUUCAAAUUAUUUUUUGGGAUUAAAGUGGCUAUUUUAAACAAAAUUGAUCUAGAAGCAUUUGAUAUAUCAAUAUAUCCUGCAGCUCGUUUUGUAGAGUCCAUUUUAAACUUGACAGCUUCGGUUUGUGGUAAAAAUUUUGACACUAUUGCAAAUUUAAUAAUGGAGGAAUUAAAAAAUUUUUUGCGUGAUGCUGCUGGAGAAGUAAUAAGUGAUAUAAAAACUGCAGCAAUUGAGAAAGCUAAUGAAUUUCUUGGAACUGCAGUCAACGAAGUUUUUCUAAAAAAAGAAUCUGAGCACAAAAAAGUUUUGCCGUGUGUUAGAAAUAUGAAAGUAUUAAACCUUGAGUCAUCGGGAUUUUCCCAACAAAAAUAUAAAAGUUCAAGAAGAUCCCGAGUCGAAAUUCAAGAUUAUGAAAGUUUAAAAAAUAAAUGUUUAGAUAAUGGGUCACUGUUUGAAGAUCCAUUAUUUCCAGCUUCUGAUGAAUCUCUACUUUUUUCUCGACGUUCUGAUAGGUACUUCGAGUGGUUAAGACCUCAUGAAAUUUCAAAUAGUCCGCAAUUUUUUGUUGAAGGAUAUUCUCGAUUUGACAUACAACAAGGAGAGCUUGGCGAUUGUUGGUUGUUAGCUGCAACAGCAAACUUAACCCAAGAUUCGAAUUUAUUUUUUAGGGUUGUACCACCAGAUCAAAGUUUCGAGGACAACUACGCUGGAAUUUUCCACUUUUGUUUUUGGCAAUACGGCAAAUGGGUUGAUGUUGUAAUAGAUGAUCGUUUGCCAACCUAUCGUGGGAAACUAAUGUAUAUGAAUUCGACAGAUAAAAACGAGUUCUGGAGUGCUUUGCUGGAAAAAGCUUACGCCAAAUUACAUGGAUCUUAUGAGGCAUUGAAGGGUGGUACUAUGAUAGAAGCAAUGGAAGAUUUAACUGGUGGAGUUGGGGAGAUGUACGAAACAAAAGAUGCUCCGUCAAAUCUGUUUGAUAUCAUGCUUAAGGCAUAUGAAAGGAAUUCUAUGAUGGGAUGCAGCUUGGAACCAGACCCACAUGUGUUUGAAGCUGAAACUGAGAAAGGGCUCAUACGUGGCCAUGCGUACUCUAUAACUAAGGUCUCUUUAAUGGACAUAGCAACACCAAACCGACGAGGUAAAAUACCCUUACUUCGUUUGCGUAAUCCAUGGGGGAAUGAGGCUGAAUGGAAUGGUGCGUGGAGUGAUCAUUCUCCUGAAUGGCGAUUUAUUCCUGAUAGUGAAAAAGAAAGGAUUGGUCUAAACUUUGAUAGAGAUGGAGAAUUUUGGAUGUCUUUCCACGAUUUCCUUAGUAAUUUUGAUCGCGUUGAAAUUUGUAAUAUGUCCCCAGAUUCUCUCUCAGAAGAACAAAGACACGAUGGUCGCCGUCGGUGGGAAAUGUCAGUUUUUGAAGGAGAAUGGACACCUGGUGUAACGGCAGGUGGCUGCCGAAAUUUUUUAGAUACGUUUUGGCACAACCCUCAGUAUGUUAUUCAUUUGGAAGAUCCUGAUGAAGAAGACGAUGAUGGUAAAUGUACGGUCAUCAUUGCCCUUAUGCAAAAAAAUCGCCGUUCUAAAAGGCAUGUAGGAAUGGAUUGUUUAACAAUUGGAUUCGCUAUUUAUCAUUUGCAGUCACGGGAUUUAUUGAUUAAACCACAACCAUUAAGUUUCUUCAAAUACCGUGCGUCAGUUGCUAGAUCACAAUAUUUUAUCAAUACUAGAGAAGUAAGUGGGAGAUUCAAAUUACCUCCUGGACACUAUUUAAUUGUUCCAUCAACUUUUGACCCCAAUGAAGAAGGGGAGUUUUUAAUUCGUGUAUUUUCCGAACACAAAAAUAAUAUGAAAGAAAAUGACGAAAAUGUUAAUUAUGGAAACGAUAUCGACAAUAAUAUUCCAACUAUUAUUCCGCGCGCUCCAACACCUACAAUUCAUGAUCCUCAGCGAGAUGCUUUAGAACGAUUAUUUCGAAAUAUUGCUGGUCCAGAUAUGGAAGUAGGAUGGAAGGAAUUGAAACAAAUUUUAAAUUACUCUAUGAAAGAUGCAGAAUUUUCGAAAGACAUAUGCCGAUCUAUGGUUGCGAUGAUGGACGCCGAUGCAUCUGGUAAAUUAGGAUUUGAGGAAUUCCAAACAUUACUUACAGAUAUUGCAAAAUGGAAAGCGGUAUUUAAAUUAUAUGAUCGCGAUGGUGAAGGCAGUAUAGAUGAAUUUGAGCUUAGAACUGCUUUAAAAUCAGCUGGAUACAACUUAAAUAACCGCGUAUUAAAUGUACUGGCACAUCGUUAUGGAUCAGAGAAUGGUAAAAUUGCCUUUGAUGAUUUCAUUCUUUGUGCUUUUCGACAACCACCCGCUGUCACACCAGGAGUCCACUCGCCUUCGAAAACUGACAUUUCCCAACGUCUUUUUCCAUCGUGUCUUUGCUCAUCUGUUAAAGAAUCUGGAGAUAAAUUACAAAUUUCAACUCGAUCAAAGUUGUUCACAAAAUCUUGGAAGGACAUCCAAAAUUCUCCAUCCCGAUCAAAAUUCAAACCAAUCUCAUUUUUCGUCGCUUCUGAAAUUAAUCUCCAUUCUGAAGAUUUAUCGCUCCAUGGUCCAUUCCAUUCUGCUUCAUUUCCCCAAGGAUUCCGCAGCCGAAUCAUUGGAAUUUUACCUACUCUGUUAGGAGUUGUUAUGUCUAUUAGUGCUACUUUAGUUAUAGAAUAUGCGUGGCCACGAAUAAGACCAGAUUCUGUUUCGGCUUCUAGUACAUUUGGAUCAGUGAAAAUGAACGAAGAGAACAACGUAUUCCAAAAAUGUGGUGAGAUAUAUUUAGCAAACAACACAAGUUAUUCGUUUCUAUGUACUUAUUGUAAUAUACUAUUUUACGAAUUGGCUGAAUUUCAAACGCAUAGUUUGGUUCAUUUAGACAAAUCUGAAUGGGGUUCUGCUAAUAGAGAUGAGUUAGACACUGUAGAAUCUAAACUCGAAAAAUUAGAGGCAUUUAAUGCCGAGGCGUUAGUGAAAAAUCAUGCUGAGGAUAAAGUUUUAAUGAAUACAAAUCCGAAAUCAAGGAAAAUACAAGAAAAUUUAAGUGAUAAUAAAAAGACGUUUGAUAUUCAUAAGCAUAUUUCUGAAGACUCACUGGAAUUUGACGAAAAUUUGGACAAGCUGAUUUCAGAAAAGAAGGCUAAAGAGUGUUUUCACUGUAAAAAAGAAUUUAAGGCAGAUUUGCAUGACGUAGAGAAAUGCCUCCGCAUUCGAGAAACUAUUGAUAAAAACAAUGGAGACUUUAUUAAAUUGUUGCGAGAAGGUAUACUUUGCUGUUGCAGUUGUAAAGAAUACUUUGAAGAUCACAAAAAAUUGUAUAAGCAUCACAUAAUUUCCAAUCAUUGCUCUAGCAACAAUCAAUGCAAAAUAUGCAAGUUUUAUUCUUUCAUGAACACAAAAAUCAACUCAACAAAACAAAGGUCUAAUGCCACAGUGUUAAAUAAUGUUUUUGGAACAAUAAAAGAGGAAUUUCCUUUUAAGUGUUGUAUGUGUGAAAGAGUAUUUAGGACCAAAUCCCAAAAAAUAAUUCACAUGAGAAUUCAUAAUAAUGAAAGACCUUAUAAAUGUGAAUUAUGUUCAGCAGCAUUUACAGUUUCAACUAAUUUGAAAAACCAUAUAAUAUACAAGCAUACCGAUGAUAGACCGUUUGCUUGUAAAUAUGAAGGCUGUAACGCAAAAUUUAAGCUUCUUGAUCUUAAAAAACAACAUGAAAAGAGACAUCUUCCAGCUAAUUUUCAAUGCGAAAUGUGCGGGAAUUAUUAUAAAACCAAAUUCAAUUUGCGAAAACAUCAGCAAAGCAGACAUGUCGAUGCAAAAUAUUGGCCAUAUCAGUGUGAUGUUUGCAGCAAAAGAUUUGUAUGGCCGGAACACUUGGUUGAUCACAAAAGAAUUCACACUGGAGAGAAGCCUUUUGGUUGUGAUUUGUGUCCAAAAUUUUUUAGGAGAAGAAAUGCGUUGAGAGAACAUAAAAGAUUGCAUAGUGACGUUAAAAAGUAUGUAUGCCGCUUUUGUGGAAAAGGUUUUAAACAGCGGGCUGGUUAUUGGGGUCAUAUGAAACGACACCCGGUCUUGAGCUGAAUUUUUUAUUGUUUAAGUUGUUGUUGAAGUUUUUUGUUGAUUUGAAUUUUUUAUAUUUAUUAAACCGAACUGAAAAUUUUCUGGUUUCAAGCAAGUGAAAUAGAAAUAACAUAUAAAUACGGUUUUAUAUGGAAAGCAUAAAAAAAUUUGAAAACUGAAUGUAGUGCAAAAGAAUCAUUUUAAUAACUUCGAAAAAGAAUAAAAAAAUG